Argiope bruennichi is the source of this 1884-nucleotide messenger RNA. It is a transcript of the gene phr6-4, whose product is annotated as cryptochrome-1-like. Gene Ontology annotation, biological process: circadian regulation of gene expression; entrainment of circadian clock by photoperiod. The transcript has 12 exons. Gene Ontology annotation, molecular function: FAD binding; DNA binding. The record is from RefSeq and is a predicted model, not a curated record. The coding region runs from base 26 to 1723 and encodes 565 amino acids. Gene Ontology annotation, cellular component: cytoplasm; nucleus. NCBI's taxonomy places the organism in Eukaryota, Metazoa, Arthropoda, Arachnida, Araneae, Araneidae.
CAUAUGAAAAUAUAUUCUUAUCCAGAUGAAAUUGGAAAGAUUGGCAACAGUUCCACCGUCUCCAACGUUACCUCCUGUGACAAUCAUGUCCAAGUGUCAAGUAAAUUCCAUCCACUGGUUCCGCAAGUGUCUCAGACUGCAUGACAACCCAGCUCUCGUGGAAGCCGUAAAGAAUGGCCAACAAUUUUGGCCUAUUUUUAUUUUGGAUCCUUGGUUUGUGAAAAACAUGAGAGUUGGUCCCAACAGAUGGAGAUUUCUGGUCCAGUCUCUCCGUGAUCUGGAUGAAUCUUUAAAACAGUUUAAUUCAAGAUUAUUUGUUAUUCGUGGGAAACCAACCGAGGUCUUGCGAGAUGCAGUGGGGAGAUGGCACAUAAAGUAUCUGACAUUCGAAAGCGACACAGAGCCUUACGCAAGAGCCAGGGACGAGGAAGUAGAGAAUCUCAUGAAGGCCUUGGAUGUCGAAGUUAUUAAAUGUUGCACGAACACGUUAUAUGAUCCCGAAAGAAUAAUUGCUGUUAACGGAAAAGUUCCUUUGACAUAUCAAGCCUUUGUAAAUUCUGCAGAUAAAAUUGGUUUGCCAUCGAAGCCCGUUCCGUCUGUUGACCUACUUAAAGAUCUUGUUAAAGAACAAGGUCGAAAUACACCCGUCGAUGAUGACUAUGACGUAAAAUAUAGCGUACCCACAUUAAAGGAAGUGAACGUUAAUGAAUCGGAACUGAACCCUUGUUUAUACCCCGGUGGAGAAACUGAGGCACUGGCACGCCUUGAGCGAGUCACUCUCAAUGAGGAAUAUAUUUGCAAAUUUGAAAAACCAAAUACUUCUCCAAAUGCUCUCAAACCCAGUACUACUGUGCUAAGUCCGUACUUGAAAUUCGGAUGUUUAUCUGCACGGACAUUUUAUUACAAGAUAAGAGAUAUUUAUCUGAAAAGCAAAAAAGGCUACUCCAAACCUCCCGUUUCACUUCAUGGGCAAUUGUUUUGGCGAGAAUUUUUCUAUACAGCUGGUUUUGCUACGCCGAAUUUCGAUCAAAUGGUUGGAAAUCCAGUCUGCAAGCAGAUACCUUGGAUCGAUAAUGAUUCAUUUCUUCAGUCAUGGGCUCAUGGCCAAACGGGUUAUCCAUUCAUUGAUGCCAUUAUGACGCAAUUAAGAAGAGAAGGUUGGGUUCAUCAUUUGGCUCGGCAUGCUGUUGCUUGCUUUUUAACACGAGGAGACUUGUGGGUCUCUUGGGAACGUGGGAUGAAGGUAUUUGAGGAACUGUUACUUGACGCAGACUGGAGUCUGAAUGCAGGAAACUGGAUGUGGCUUUCAGCCAGUGCCUUCUUCCACCAGUAUUAUCGUGUUUACAGCCCUAUAGCUUUCGGGAAAAAGACUGACAAAAAUGGGGACUACAUUAGGAAAUACAUUCCAGUUCUGAAGAAAUUUCCACCUGAAUAUAUUUAUGAGCCGUGGAAGGCACCCAAAAAGCUUCAAGAGCAGCUUGGCUGUGUUAUUGGCAAAGAUUACCCUUCGCCUAUCGUGGAUCAUGAUAAAGCCCGAGUGGAGAAUCUAAGACGGAUGGAUGCUGUAUACAAAUCAAAACAAGAAAAUAAAGAUAAAGACAAAAAAGAAUCUCCAAUGAAGUCUAAAAAUUCACCGGUGCCAAAAAAGGCACCCUCCAAGGGAAAACGAAGUUUGGACGGAAACAGUCAAAACAAAAUAUCGAAAUUUUUGAAAAAUAAAUGACAUGAUUGAUUUUGAUUUGAAAAAAAAGAUCUGAAGUAUUUUAGACCCGAAAAAAAAAAAUGUGUAGGACUGAAAAAAUGUUUUACUAUUUUAAAUAUAUUUGUAAAAUAUUCAAUGAAAAAUGUAUGUAUGCGAAUAUUAAAUCAAACCGUGAUAAAGAA